Molecule: messenger RNA, 1941 nt
Organism: Parnassius mnemosyne (clouded apollo)
Lineage: Eukaryota; Metazoa; Arthropoda; Insecta; Lepidoptera; Papilionidae
Source: the annotation of a GenBank genome assembly
AUGAACAAAGAAAACAAUAGGAGUGCAGCUGGUCUGCGAAGAUCCGCGAUAGUAGAAAGAAUACGGUUGCGCGAGGAAUGGUCUGCUUUGAAAGGUACCGACGACGCUCAACCAACUGCUAUUCUCAGGAAAAGGCAGAACAACAUUUUGAAGAAGAAACAGGACAAUGUGGUUGUGAGCAAUAAUGACAAAUGUAAUAGAAAUAAAGUUCGGGUCAAAGUGGGAACGGAGGAUCCAAGAUUUACCCGCGCAAUGGCGGCAACGAACGAGGCGCUUCGCGGUGUAGUGGCGCUGGUUGAAGUGGGGGCGGAGCACCGGGCGCUCGCCCUCAGGGCCGCCCUCACUGCUCUAGGAGCUACCGUUGUGCCAGCUUGGAGCCCACUUGUCACGCAUCUUAUUUGGUCUCAGGGCGGCUGUCGCAAUACUCGUGCGAAGGCCCGAGCGCUGGCUUGUCGCCUUGUUUCCCCACUGUGGGUGGAGGCCUGUGCUGCCAGUGGUCGCCGACUGCUGGAAACCACUUUCCCAGCAGCUCCAAGACCCUCAGAUCUACCCUCGCCGAAGACCCUAAGACGCCUCCUGAUAAAGGCGGAAAUGGAGAACAUACCCCUGGCGGAAUUGCUCUCCGACAGCAAAGAGGACGAAAAUGAAAUAAAGCCGCGUCUGCGGAUUUCCAGCGAAACGGAACGCGACACGACUACGGACAAAUCGACGGACACGUCGGCAGACACAUCGCACAACGAGACACGGGAUCAAACUGAUAUAGAAACACGCGUCAACACGGCUCCACGUCGCGCUUUGCCUUUAUCUGUUAUAUCCCCGCGGCCGACAAAGUCCAGGAGGAAACUCUUUACACAGAAGGAAGCUGAAGUAUCAAAGUCCAGUGCAAACGAGACUCAUGGUGAGGAGAGUGUGGUGCGCGGGAAGCGGGGUCCGCUGACGCAGCACGAGCGCCGCCAGCUGGCGCGGGCCGAGCGCAUGGCGCGCAGGCUGGCCGCCGCGCACGCACACACGCACGCACAGCCCGCCACCGACGCACACACCUACAGAGUUGUAUUAACAGGGAUGUCUAGGUCAGAACGAAUCGCAGCUUACACCGCGAUUCGAACCUUGAACGGGCGCGUGCAGAAACAAGUCAACCGGAAAACCACACACGUUCUCCUUGGCUCGUGCCGCGAGGACUCCCCAGAAGCUAGUCCAGAGAAGAGUAUAAACAAUAAAAGCAUGAAUAAAAACCAUGAAAACAAUAACAAUAGGGUAAACAAUUCAACCAUGACAGUAGCAGGCGAAAUGGCGCCAAAUGAUGACAAUAUGGCGUCGGUAGUCGACAAAAUGACGUCGAGACCACAGAAAGUUCGAACGGUUAACGCUCUGUUGGGAGCGGCGAGAGGCUGUAGGGUUCUGGACGCGAAAUGGGCCACAGAAUGCUUGGCAGCAAAACGAUGGCUCCAUCACUACGGGUAUGAGGUGCCGCAUUUGAGAAAAAUAUCGCUGAAAGCGCGAGUAGAACGCACUGCGUUAGGCAAAAUGCGCUCCGAAUAUGCGUAUGACGUAUUCAACGGUAUGCGAGUGCGCGUUUCGCCUAAUGCCGAGCAGAAAGACGCCGUCAUUCAACUGCUAACACUCUGCGGCGCUGUUGUACAACAUGGCGGCAACGUACAAAAUGGCGGCUUAACGCAACAUGGCCGCCAACUGCAAGAUGGCGGCGUUUUACAUCAUGGUCGCCUCCAGAACGCGUGGGUCACACAAAACAGGAUCGCGCAAAAUAGCGGCGUGAUUUCAGCCGAUUACGAUAUUAUUAUAGGUGUGGAAGACGGUCAAGUUAGUUCGAAAUGGGUUUUCGAUAGCGUGGCGUCGUCUAGAAUGAGGACUGCUAGACGAUAUGUUAAUAAAACAGUUUCAGAAACUUCGAGAAAUCUAAGUCAACAGUGUAACAGGUGGUAA